Molecule: messenger RNA, 2844 nt
Organism: Onychostoma macrolepis
Lineage: Eukaryota; Metazoa; Chordata; Actinopteri; Cypriniformes; Cyprinidae
Product: protein phosphatase 1 regulatory subunit 37
Exons: 11
Coding region: 1-1386 (461 amino acids)
Molecular function (GO): protein binding
Source: RefSeq, a predicted model, not a curated record
AUGACAGGGCACUCGGAGGAAGAGGCAACAUCUCAGUCCGUGAAGGAGGGCAGAGAAAAACGUGUAUCAUUUCCCCCAGAUGAGCAGAUGGUGUCUGACUUUGUGGAGAGAAGGACUGAACUUCAAGAGGCUGACAGUCUCACUCUGACAGAUAUAAUUCUGGCCUACAAGCAGAGCUGUGAAAAGCACCAUGUGAAACCAAACUCAAAGGCUCUUGAUCAAUUAAAGCAAAUUACUUGUGUUACUGACAGAGCCAGGUGUUUUGACCUGUCAGGUGAGCAGUUAGAUUAUUGCUCCUGCGAAUCUCUUGAAGAGAUCCUGAAAUCAGUGCAAUUUGAUUUUAUCAGUCUGCAGGGGGCCGAGCUUGAGGAAAAUGGAGCAUCAUCUUUGCUAGAUAUGUUUUUGUACUACGAGUCAGCUACACACCUCGAUGUGUCCUCGAACUCCGGCAUGGGAUUCUCAGGUUGGCUGUCACUGUCACACCUCCUCCGACAGAGUGGAUGCCUGUGGAGGCUGGAUGCUUGCAACAUGCCUAUGGUGGACUAUGCUGCGCAGGCCUUGUCAAAAGCCCUUCUCACCAGCAGGCUGACAGUGCUACACCUUGAAAACACCUGCCUGAGCGGCAAACCUCUCUUCACAGUUGUCGGUGCUCUGAAAAGGAACAUCGCUUUGCAGGAGCUUUACCUCUCUGAAAACAACCUUAAUGGCUACCAGGACUCCAUGCAACUUGGCGACCUCCUCAAAUACAACAGCACUCUUAAAACCUUGGACCUGAGCAACAAUACCGUGUCUGACUCAGGUUUGGAGGAGAUCUGUGAUGCUUUGAGCUCUCAGAAGACUGGUUUGAGAGCGCUGAUACUGAGUAACAAUCACAUCACUCAUCUUGGCAUGAGCCAUCUACAGAAUGUUCUGCCCCGCUUAAAAACACUCGAAACAUUGAACCUUGGCAAAAACAACCUUGAGAACAGAGGCAUUCACACGUUAAAGGAGUCCCUAAUGAUCAAUCGCUCUUUAUUGCAACUUGGCCUAGCUUCCACAGGAAUAACAUGCGAGGGUGCUGUGACUUUGGCUGAGAUCCUUGCAGAGAGUCCACAGAUCCAGCGUUUGGAUGUACGGCAGAACCAGGUGCUUGCUGGGGGCCUCAUGGCUCUGUCGUUGGCCCUAAAGAUCAACCGUUCACUCAUCAGACUGGAUCUGGACCAACAUCUGAAAGAGGAAAAGGAGGACUUCCUGGUCGCAACGCAGAAGACGCUGCUGAGCAGGAUCUCCGAUCUGUGUGCGGCGAACGCAACGGCUGCCAAGGGGACGGCUCUGCGGCCUGCUUCUCCAGACCCGGCCGACUGCGCCGAGACCACCUAUCCGCUCCCCACCCAAACAGCUGACUAGAAGACAUAUAAGCAUAAUAAUUCUAUGGCAAAUAACGAUAACCAUAAAACUCCAAAUCCUGGUAAUAAAGCCGAAGCCUCACUCCCUAAUGAAACAGUGGCCCUCCUGCUGUUUCCUGCCUAAUGUUCCCGCCGAGGCUUCCUCCACUUUCCAUAAAGCAAUUUUGCAAGCCCACUCCCAACGUGAAUCAUCUCGAAACGAAGAGAAGCCUCUCCCUCCAUCUCUCCUUGUGUCCCCGGAGGGUGACGCUGACUAAAUCUGUGUUGAUACAGAGGUGUGCUCUAAAUCCUGUUUGCUCUGGUUCCAUCUCCCCUAAUAUUCACACUCGUGUAUGAGGCCCCUUCCCUGCCUGCGUCUGCUAAUGUAGCGUAUCGUCGUCUGGAUGACAAGACGACAUCGGCGAGCGCCUCAAACUCCCUCACAUGUAUCGUUUACUGCUGGUGCAGAGAAUCACAAUGUGUGGGAAGGAGAACAUAUGUUAAAUUUAAGAAGCUGGGAUUUACCUCUGCGCGGGUCUUAGUUUACAUGUGCUACUCAACGCUAGCCAACAACAAAGGACGAAUCGCUUUUUCUUUCGGUUUACAUUGCGGAUGCACAUGAAAAGGUGUUAUAUCUGAAAAUAUAGGUGUCUUUUGUGGAACUCGCACUAAAUACCAUCUGCCGUGUGUCUUUAAAUUCAAGGUAAUUAAGAAUACAUUUAGUAAAUGAAAAACAACCUUUCUGAAAUGCAAUAAAUGAGAGUUUGAACAAUGAGAUUGAGUUUGUAAAUUUGAUUUGAAUUUCCGUUAACAUUUCCAGUCUGUAUGUAAUUAUGGUCUCUAAAAAUAGGCUUGUGCAUUUUUUAAUCAAUUAGAUUUAAUUUCUCCAACACAUGCCAUUAAUUCAUUACCAAUUAAUGAUGUUUACCUAUAAAUUGUAAAAAAAAAAAAAAAAGAAACUUUAAAGUAUAAAAAAAGAAAAGAAAAUGCAUCUAAACUGAAAAUUUUAUUUAAAAAUAAGUAAAGGCCUUUCCAAAAUAAGAAACGUCAGAAAGAUGAAUUGUUGCACACACAUUGCAUAUCAAAAACUGCAGUAUUCGCACUCAGAGAUUUGAAUGCUUUUCUUGGCAAAUCCCAAAUUACUCAAAGAUUUCUUGAUUGACAGAUGAGGGGGGGAUAACUGUAUUUAGCCAGGGACCAUCAUUCCUCGUCUGGCAUGAUUUGGGUCUCAUGGAGGAUUGGCCCCCCUGGUGUCUGCCCCCCUCCUCCUCUCGGCACGGGGCAGGGGCAGAUUGACAGAACAGCAUGGGGGCAAGCGCCGCUGUGCCAACAGCCCCCCCACGCUCUACCUGAUGUUUUCAACAAAGGCUUCCAUCUCACCAACUCCGCUGCCGAACAUCGCCCAGCCAGCUUCAACCCACCCCGGCUCUGGAACAAACAGACUUUGAAACCUGAUCGUAAGGAUGUUGGGAACAGAUGC